This is a messenger RNA of Mesorhabditis belari, 675 nucleotides long. Lineage: Eukaryota; Metazoa; Nematoda; Chromadorea; Rhabditida; Rhabditidae. The record is from the annotation of a GenBank genome assembly.
AUGGAAACCGGACAAGUGUUCGUACGAGUGGUGAAAUUGAAAGGGCCACCCGAUAAUGACAAAACCUUGUUCCAUGUAGACAUUCCCGAGUUCUACACUGGCUACGAUGAGAGCUUUCGUUUACCGUCAAACACUUUUCAGAUCAGAUGCUCGGUCCGAGCCCGGAACUCAUUCGACUUGCCAUCAGAAUGGACAAAAGGACCAUUGAUUAAGAUUGACAACAGAAAAUCCACCUCACCAACAACAAGCACACUUCUCGAUAAUGAGGUGAAAACGGAAAGGAAAAGAUCGUAUGAAGCGAUUGUUGAAACGAAAAACGUUCCCCGAAAAUUUCUCAACAUCGAGGAUUUGUCUCAAAACGAGUUGUUGAAACUCUUGAAAGCAUCGAUUUUGGAAAAUUUGACACCAAAGGUGAACUUGGAAGAGUUUAAAAAAGCUGGUCGGCGGCUCGAAGAGAUUUUCGUGACACGGAAACCGAUUGACUAUGAAGAGGAGGGAUUUCCGAGAUUCGAAAUGGAUAAUGGACAUGAAUCGAAAGUGGAGAUGAAAGAAGAAACCUUUGUGAAUUUGAAUGAAUUGGGAAAUGCUGUAGAGGUCAUCUCAACAAUAACAGAAAAACCGCUUGAAAAAGUGAUCCCAACAAAAGACACACAAGCAGCUUAUUUCAGACUUUUA